AGCACCAUUGUUUGCAAGCUUGCCUUGGCUGCUGCUUGAGCUUCGGGAUUAUUAUUAGAGCAGCUGUGUAUUUGAAAAAAGUGAUAAACCAGUAGCAUAAUUGAAUCUGUGGCUUUGUGAGGAAUAUCUGUGCAGCUCAUUUAUUAUCUGUGACAAACAUUCAUUCACAUGUAGCUCAAAUGGCGAGCAGCCGUGCUUGAGCACACUGAGUGCCUCGGUGUGACGGUGUCCCGGCUGGCUGGCAGGCUGCAGCUCAGUCCGCACGGCAGACCGUCGCACCAGUCGGCCUGGUGGUUAAAUAUGGAAUAUUUUCACAGUGCGAACUGCCAAAUCCUUUUGCACCGGCGGAAAAUAAGAGCUCUGUAGUAGCGCAAAUUAGAAAACCAGUUCAUUUCGCCGUUUUUUAUGGCUUCUGGCUCCGGAGAUGAAGAGGGAAACACGGACGGCGUUUCAUGGAGACUCAUAGGCCCGGCCUCGGUGCUUUCCAAGAAGCGCUGCCGUCUAAUGCACUCCUCCCUCGGCUACGACUCGGAUGUCUGCCUCUUCUACGUGAAGGGGGAGUUUUUUGCCAUGAAUGCUCGCUGUUCACAUUCCGGCGGUCCUCUGUGUGAGGGGGACAUCGAGGAGGCUGAUGGUGUCCUGCAGGUCUUCUGCCCCUGGCACGACUAUAACUUUGACCUCAGAACUGGGAAGUCAGGAACCUCCUUACAGCAACAAGUGUAUGAAGUCAAGCUGGAAGAUGGAAAUGUGUAUGUGAAACACGCCAGUCGUCUCUCCUUACAGCCUUUUCCUGCAGAUCAGAAGAGUUGAACAACUUCAGUGCGACUGCUUCCACCCUCAGCCCUUCGUGAGACUGCUGUAGCGAGCCCACCAGGGCUAUUUUUAAGACUGGUUCCACAAACCCAAGCCAUCUGAAACAUUCCUAAGUCUUAUCUGUCAUUUUCACAGACUGUUUCUCCCUUGAUUGCUGUGAACUCAGGACGAUAUCAUGAGGAUUGUCUGAGGAGGAUGUGACAUCAUUAAAUAGUUUCAGAGUUUUUAUUGCUGGCAUUCCAGGUAGAGACUCAUCACAGACAGUGAACAUGGAGAGCUGUAAGCUCACUGCUGACCUCGAUAACACACCAGACAGCAGCGAAUAUGCAACAUAAAAACACAAAACUUUACUUUUUUUCAAUUCAUGUUAUAGAAUUAACCAGCAUAUUUUAUAAUUGGCUAUAAAAAAAAGAUUUGCCUAUUGAUAAUAUUCUAGAUUUUAAGGAUUUUUGAAGAAGAUAAUAGUGUUAUUUCUAAUGGAAAUAUUACAGAGUGAAAUAAGUUUUUUCUUUACAUUUUAAUAGUCAAAUUUGCACUAGCUAUUACAUCGUUUGUUGAAACCCACUAACCACCAAAGUGUAUCUGAAAAUGUUUAAAAACUUUUCAUCUCAAUUCUCAAACUCUCUACCUAUUGUCAGUCUUGUUGCACUUGUAUGCACUAGCAAACAGAAUAUUUUCCCCAGUGUUAUCUCGAAUUUAAAUACAACAUGAUAAUUUGCAAAAGUCAAACCAUAAUUGCAAUGAGGGGGUGAAUUCACAUGCAGCCGGAAAUGAAGCCUUUGUGUUUUGGAGUCAUGUUAGAGGUACUAUGAGUCAUUACAAUGUGUGCCAAAUGCAGUGCUAAUCCUGAGGCCUCAAACUGUUAAUUUCACAGACAAGCAGUCACACUUGUUGAGUUGUGGCCUUUGGAUAAAUUUAGACACUUAUUCCAGUGAUGUCAAGCAACAGAAACUCCCUUUCACAAUUUGUAUUUCUGGCCUUUUUUUUUAUUAACCCAAAUAGAGUUCCAGCAAGUAGAACACACAUGAAGGGCACUGCAAUUACGAUUGGUGGUAGUCCCGGCAUUAAGACAUCUCCAUCAGCAUUUCUCUCCAUUCCUGGCCUGUGCACAGAGAGGUUUGUCUAUUACUGACGCAAUGGGACUAAAAAGAAACGGUUAGUAAGGCGCCAGAGGAAGGUUCACGACCUGAAAUGCAUCAUUGACUCACGAAAAAUGUGGGGUUUUUUUGUGUGUGCACACUGAGUGUGUUUUCUUUAUUCCUGGUGGUGGUAAGAGCAGUCACUCACUAUAUUUUCUGUCAGCUUCAUUUUCUGGUAGACACACAGAGCCCAGUCAUGAAGGUGUCAGUGACAGUGUGGCUCAACACUCUCAUUUUCCUCCCUGCUGUGCAACUUUAUUACAAUAAUAAUUCCACUGGCUAAAAUGUCUGUUGUGUGCACCAGAGGUCUUGCUUUGUACAUUAUAACUCAUCACCUGGAGGGUAAUGGGCAUGCACAAUGGAGAUGCAGCUAUUUUGUGUCGGUGGAAAAGUCAAAGUAAACAUUGUUCAGGAUUCUGCAUAGGUCAGGAGUGUUUUUUUUUUUUUACUUUUUGACAUUACAUCCAGCAUUCAUGUCAGCCUUUUGCUAUAUGUUACAUUUAUUUCUUAUGCUUAGUUAAUUGUAAUGCAUUUUGUUUCUUUAUUAUGUAUCUGGCCUAUAUGUUGAAAAUAUGCAUACACUAACUUUAGGCACAUUUAAUUUCAACUACUUGUCAGUUGUACGCUGCCAAUGUUUUGUUUUUUGUAAGCUGUAUUUAUUGUUGUGACUUACGCAAAGCUGAAAAGUUUAUCUAUAUAUGAUUUUUCAGUGUCCUUAAUACAUAAUGCACAAGAAUAUGAAUGAAAAAGUUUACACAAAAUCAUUUAUUUACAGUUUCAUGUUCUUAGUUAUAGUAGAUUUCAUACAAUACAGAAUUUACACGUAAAACUUAAUUCAGAGAGAAACGAGAUUGGCAUCACCAUGCAAUAGUUAAGCGUAGUAUUAUUAGGAGUUAAUUUAUGUCAUUUCUGUUACCGGAGCUCACAGUGGCAAAUCUCUUCGUAUACUCCAGAAAGUGGUGGAAAGGUUCAAGGAUGACCUCCUGAAUAAAUUAUCCUUAAGACCAGCUGGACUGUAUAGAAGAGAAAAUGGAUGAAGUUACUGUUAAAUUAUUGGUGGUUUCUGGUGGACUGAGAGUCUUGUGCUUUUCUGCACAAAGUUAAAUAGUGCCAGUUAGGAUUACACGCACCCACUGAAAUUAUGUGACAAAGAGGCAAAAUCAUAUUAAGUAUUUCCAAAGUUAAUAACUUCACAGAUUCCUUUUUAAAUUUUUAAUUGUAAAAAAAAAACAUCAAAAGUUUAGCCAGUAAGUCUAAGGCGAAGAAAAGACCCUUGAAAAUACUAAUUGACAAGCAAUCAAGACUUCAAUAAGGCUACAACUGUAACAAUAGUAUAAAGUAUUCAUUGAAGGAUUAGUUUGACAUUUUCGGAAAUGCGCUUGUUUGUUUUCUUGUCAAGAGUUAGAUGAGAAAAUCGAUACCAUUCUCGUGUCUGUACGGUUUAUAUGAAGCUACAGCUAGCAGCCAGUUAGCUUAGUUUAGUAUAAAGAUAACUAAAAACAGCUAGCCUGGCUCUGUCCAAAGGUAACAAAAUUCGCAAAUACCAGCACCUUUAAAGCACACUAAUGAACAUGUUAUAUCUUGUUUGUUUUAUCUGUGCUAACACGGAAGUGUAAAAAACGACAAAUUGUGACAGAUUAUUUCUUUGCUUUGCACAGUGACUUCCUGGAGUCCUGACGUUACUGUGAACUUGCCAUGUUACCAGUGGAGUUUCCAGGAGAUCCAGGCUAGCUAUUUCCCCUGUUUCCAGUCUUUAUGCUAAGCUAAGAUAACAGGCUACUGGCUGUAGUCUAAUAUUUAACGGACAGAAAUGUUGAACUAUUCCUUUAAAUAUGUAAAACAAAAAUACAUAAAUCUCCAUUAAGCCAUAUUUGUGAUAUUAACAUUGAACCCCUGUAAAAUGAAAAGGUUGCUACAACUACUGCCAUUCCCACUGAGAUUCACUGAGAUAAACAUUUUCUUUACUAUGUGUUUUAUCUGUUGGAUUCAGGCUUAAACUCCCUUUAUUUGAUUCUGAAGUCUUUGGAAACAUUUUAUUAAUUAAAUAAAUAUUGCAGAGGUUCUUUAAUCUCCUUUGAAGUUCCCAAGAAGACAAAAUAACUGUUUGGAGAACCCAGCUUACUUUCCCAUGCAAAGCCUUAUAUAAUGGUUUACUCAGCCUAUUAUUGUUACCUUGUACUUCAAACUCCCCUGAUAACUUCUUAUGAAUAAGCCAAUUCUCCUGUCAAAGCAUUCUCCUCCAAAACCUGCAUUCUUCCAUGUGCAACCACUUUUGAAGCCUGAUAUUCUGUAAGUGAUGGACUGUGAGGCCAAAGACCACUAAUAUUUUCCCUUGCUUUUUUCCAUUUACCAAACAGUACCCCAAAAUGAUUAAAUCCAUCACUAGAUAA
Messenger RNA from Siniperca chuatsi (mandarin fish), 4342 nucleotides. RefSeq lists its product as uncharacterized. Lineage: Eukaryota; Metazoa; Chordata; Actinopteri; Centrarchiformes; Sinipercidae. Bases 406 to 810 code for a protein of 134 amino acids. The record is from RefSeq and is a predicted model, not a curated record. Gene Ontology annotation, molecular function: nitrite reductase [NAD(P)H] activity; 2 iron, 2 sulfur cluster binding. The transcript has 3 exons.